Messenger RNA from Helobdella robusta, 2429 nucleotides. RefSeq lists its product as hypothetical. Lineage: Eukaryota; Metazoa; Annelida; Clitellata; Rhynchobdellida; Glossiphoniidae. The transcript is spliced from 14 exons. Gene Ontology annotation, biological process: generation of precursor metabolites and energy. The record is from RefSeq and is a predicted model, not a curated record. Gene Ontology annotation, molecular function: fumarate hydratase activity. Bases 68 to 1795 code for a protein of 575 amino acids.
UCGUUGCGAUUUCGGGAUUUUAAAUUUAAUUUAUUUUCUUUUUCUGUCAAUUUCAAUCAAAAAGAAAAUGAUGAAAAAAGGAAGCCUGGGUCUACUGAAAUCAUUCAGUAGAUCGAACCUGAUUAGGCAGACCAGUAGAGGAAUGGCUGCAGCCCCUGUCAAGCCAUUUGUCUUCCAGGACAUUUUGCAACAGGAGAAGAAGCCAAAUGUUGAGUGGAAGAAGUUGACUGGUGACUUUGUUUCGACUAUCGAUGUACAAGGCAAGCAAAUUCUUCAGGUAAAACCCGAAGCCCUAACCCUCCUAGCCCAAAAUGCAUUCUUCGACGUGGCCCACCUUUUACGAUCUUCUCAUCUGGAGUCUCUAUCGAAAAUCUUCAAUGACCCAGAAGCUUCUAGCAAUGAUAAGUUUGUGGCCCUUGAGUUGCUGAAAAAUGCAAACAUCGCUUCUGGAAUGGUGCUGCCUGGCUGUCAAGAUACUGGGACUGCCAUUUGCAUGGGCAAAAAGGGCCAAUAUGUGUGGGUGGAUGGUAGAGAUGAAGAGGCACUCUCAAGAGGAGUUUACAACACUUAUACCAAACACAAUCUUAGGUAUUCUCAGGUAGCGCCUAUAGAUAUGUUCCUAGAGAAAAACACAGGCACAAACUUACCAUCUCAAAUUGAGAUAUACUCUGUUCCUGGCAAUGAAUACAACUUUCUGUUCAUAGCGAAGGGUGGCGGUUCUGCUAACAAAUCCUACCUCUACCAGCAGACUAAGGCUCUCCUGACACCUGAAAAAUUGUUGGCUUUUGUCAACGAUAAGAUCAAGGCAUGUUUUUGUAUUACCUUGGGGACUGCCGCUUGCCCUCCAUAUCAUCUGGCCCUCGUUGUUGGAGGCACCUCUGCAGAGUUCAACCUCAAGACGGUUAAGUUAGCAUCAACUCACUACCUGGAUAACCUUCCUACUACCGGCAAUGAACAUGGCAGAGGGUUCAGAGAUCUAGAGAUGGAGGCAAAAAUCCUCGAGUUGACCCGGAAGUUAGGAAUUGGGGCACAAUUUGGCGGGAAAUAUUUCUGCCAUGACGUCAGAGUUGUUAGGCUGCCUAGGCAUGGCGCCUCAUGUCCUGUUGGUCUGGGUGUGUCUUGCUCAGCUGAUAGGCAGUUGUAUGGCAAGAUAAACAAGGACGGUGUCUUCUUGGAGCAGUUGGAGACGAAUCCUGCCAAGUUUCUGCCUGAUGUUACAUCGGAUCAGCUUGGUGGUGACGUUGUUAAGGUCAACCUGAACCGUCCAAUGAAAGACGUUCUCUCGGAGUUAAAAAAGCACCCCGUAAGAACUCGCCUGAGUUUGACAGGCACCUUAGUCGUUGGUCGGGACAUAGCCCAUGCUAAAUUGAAGGAACGUUUGGACAGUGGCCAGGGUCUGCCAGACUAUAUUAAGAACCAUCCUGUCUAUUACGCUGGGCCCGCCAAAACUCCUGAUGGCUAUGCCAGUGGGUCAUUUGGGCCGACCACAGCGGGGCGUAUGGAUUCCUAUGUUGACCUGUUCCAGGCCAAUGGCGGAAGUAUGGUCAUGCUGGCUAAAGGAAAUAGAAGCAAGCAAGUUACAGAGGCUUGUAAGAGACACGGAGGUUUCUACCUCGGUAGUAUUGGGGGUCCAGCCGCCAUCUUGGCUCAGAACUGCAUCAAGAAAGUGGACGUUCUCGAGUAUCCAGAAUUAGGCAUGGAAGCCAUAUGGCGUGUUGAAGUGGAAGAUUUCCCAGCUUUCAUCGUGGUCGACGACAAAGGAAAUGACUUCUUCAAAGAAUGGCAAACUGAAUAAAUUAAAAAUAUGGGAUACUAAUUAACAUAUUUUAUGCUAAUUAGUAAUUUGAUAGUUUAUUGUUAAUUAGUUAAUAUAAUUAAUUACCAGUUUACAGAUUUUUUUGUCAACUAGUAGAGUAACUUUUCUUAUUUUGGAGUUGGUAUAGUUACUAAUUAGCAACUAAUUGGUCUAAUUACUAAUUAGUACUACAGAUUAACAUAUUUUAUGUUAAUUAGUGGAGCAGUUGGUUGUUAGUUUAUAUACAUUGAGCUAACAAAUGAUACGAACGAAAUGAUUUCCAUUGUAAGAACAUAAAAAGAAAUUUGUUACUGGCAAGCAUUGCUAUUGAGAACAUUUGUAUAUGCUAUUUAUGCCGUAUAUUUAUAUUUAGUAGAUAAAUUGAUAUUUAUUUUAUUAUUAUUCAUGUUAUUGUUUAUUGAUGUUGUUGUUGAUGUAUAUGUGUUAUUACAUUGCGAUUAGGUUAAAUUCAGUUGUUUUUUAAAGGAUCUUGUAUCUCGUUUUGUAUGUACGUGAUUAUUUUGUGAGUGUUAGUGUCUGUGUGUGUGUGUGUGUGUUUGUGUGUGUGUGUGUGUGUGUGUGUGUGUGUGUGUGUUUUUGCUUUUCAUGAUAAAAGAUUUUAAGCUUUUUUAAU